Messenger RNA from Ylistrum balloti, 429 nucleotides. RefSeq names its product U-scoloptoxin(05)-Sm1a-like. The transcript is spliced from 3 exons. The coding region runs from base 1 to 429 and encodes 142 amino acids. NCBI's taxonomy places the organism in Eukaryota, Metazoa, Mollusca, Bivalvia, Pectinida, Pectinidae. The record is from RefSeq and is a predicted model, not a curated record.
AUGCCUCGGUGUUUAGGAGUAGAUAUCAGUGACAUUUCCGUGAUUUUAACUAUUGUUGGAUUGUAUUUACAACUGUCCAAAGUUGAUGCUCUUAUGUGUGUCCAGUGUAGCACCAUGGUUCAGAAAGGGAGACAAGCCUGUCUUACCGGAAAUGUAAUUCCAACCAAUUGCACAAACGUAAACCAAACUUCCUGUAUUAAAUACGAGGGUGUUCUCAAUGGAAUGAAGUUCGUGUUCCGAGAUUGUGACCAUGGUGACUCCGCGGAUCAGUGCGACGAGCGGGAAAUAGCAGACGAGAAAGUGAGCACAUGCACGUACAGAUGUUUCCGAGACGGCUGUAAUGUCGCCACAAUUUCCAUAAACGAUCCAUUCGUCAGCGUGGUGUCCAUUACUAGCUCAUUGCUGUGGACGUUAAUGUAUCUGAACUGA